AUGGCUUCCAGGAUACGGUACAGCCCUCAGCAGCAGCGCCGGGCUUUGGCCAUGGCACUUGCGCAAGCCUCAGCAGCCACUCCCCGCGCCUCUCUGAUCGGAUCCAGAGCCUUGGUUUCACAGAUGGCAUCAUGCAGAACUCUUCCAACAGCACCUUGCUCAUCAGUAACACGUCAACUCCGGCUCCUUUCGACUUCGCAACCAUGGCGCCAAAUCCAGCCGCCUCAGCCACAACCCAUAUACCCCCAGAAUUCCUAUCCACCACAGGCUGAGCAGCCCACCCCUCAGCCCAAGAAGCGUAGUCGCGUAUGGAAGAUCCUUGGCUAUGGCUCUUUCCUCUUUUUUGGCCUCACCGCGGGCCUCACCUUUAGAGCGUUCGUCGCUCCCCCGCCACCUCUGACUCCGGGCUCCCAGCUUGACCUCCUGGAGACCAAGAUCAUCCACCGGCGAGCGGAAGACCUGCAGAUCGUCAAGGAGCUCAGCGCCGACCCGGCCUGGGAGUCCUGGGAUGCGUAUGAGACGCUCAGUCCGGAGCACCGGGCACAACACAUCUCGGCCGGCGCCCUGGCCGGCGCCAAUGGCAUCGGCGGCUACCACCGCGUCUGGUACAACAAGGAGACGGGCGAGUGCGUCAGUGUCAUCUUCUUCGGCUUCGCCACUACGGGCUGGCCCGGCGUCGUGCACGGCGGCUGUCUGGCGACUCUCCUCGACGAGAGCUGCGGCCGAGCCGCGUUCAAGAAGUGGGGAGACCGGUCCGGACUGACGGCCAAUUUGCAGCUGAACUACGUGUCGGCCACGUAUUCUUCAAAGUUCUACAUUAUUCGUGUCAAGCCGAGGAGCGAUGAGGAGCUUCCGGGGGAGGAGCGCGGCAAGAGCCACUACAAGAUCUAUCUGGAUGCUUCGAUACACGAAGCGAGGACGGGCAAGGCCGCCGUUGUUGCGGAGGCUUUGUUUGUGGGUGGAAUGGGGAAGAGUGGAAAGGGAGGGUUGACGGUCAGCGGGUUGGCUGAUCAGGGUGAGAAUGCUCGCUUUUAA
Sordaria macrospora k-hell is the source of this 1035-nucleotide messenger RNA. RefSeq lists its product as uncharacterized. Lineage: Eukaryota; Fungi; Ascomycota; Sordariomycetes; Sordariales; Sordariaceae. The record is from RefSeq and is a predicted model, not a curated record.